CUGUCAUCUAUAACCUAUAAAAUAUGAAUGUGUAAAUAGUUCAAAUAAUAGUUAUGAAAACAUGACUUCGUCGGUGGAUGUUAAUGAUUCUAUGGAAAGUGCAAAUAUCAAAUUUGUUAAUUUGAUUGAACGAAUAUUAUCAUUAACACACACUAAACUUAGUAAUAAAUCAUUAAUUAAUUCGUGUCUCAAUGAUCUUAAUGAUAUUGAUUACAGGCACAUUAAUAUAACAAACAAUGAUGCUGUUCUAUUGUUGAUAAAUCAAUUAUGCACUAUCGUACCACCAACAGAAACACUUCUUGUUAAAGAUACUUGUCUAUUCUUAGCCAAUGUAAUAUUAAAUGAUCUUGUACUAAAAGGAAGAACCUUAGCUGCUUGCAUGAGAUGGAUCUUGAACGCAUUAAAAUUUUCUAAACCAUUCGCUUGGGUUUCUAUUCUUCACGCUUUAAAAAGUGUCUUAGUUAAUGGUAAUUUUGAUAAUAUCAAUCAAUAUCUUCAAUCCUUACUUGGAGAUAAGGGUUUGUUGAACAAAUACUUAGUACUAGAAAAUGAAGAAUUGACGGAUUUAAAUAUGCAAGCGAUAUGUUGUUUGGAAGGAAUUUUGAUAAAUAAGAAAAGUAAUUUAAAUAUAUCAGAAGAAUACAUAUGUAUCAUUAGGGAUGUUGUUUUGAAUAUGGUUUCAUUGUUACCAUGUUCAAAUCAUAAUACACAAUAUUAUAAUAAAAUUUUAUGUUCAUGUUUGAGAAUUUUACGUAUCGGAAUCAAAGAUAAAUUGAUAAAGAUUACACCAGAUCUUAUUGGACAAAUUUUAGGAAUAGUACAGGCUUUUCUGUUUUAUGGAAUUAAAGGUUAUUUACCUAUACAACCGCAACUUCUUCAUCCAGCAGCAAUGAAUCUUCCAGAACAUCCACACAUCGUACCAAAAUGCAAGAAUCAGAUAACAACCAAAACUAAAUCUAAGAAACAAAUGUCUAAAAAAUCUACACCAGAAGAUAAACGUAUUUCCUCAGAAAGUAAAAAAAUUUAUAAAUAUUCCAGCGAAUCUGAAAUAUCCGAUAGCGAAAACAAUGAUUCUGUUUUCGUGGAAUUUAAAAUCAGACUUGAAACUGUACGCUUAUUGCAUGCUCUUAUUGAAAACACGCAAGCUCGUGAAAUUUUUGGCUACUGGCCACAAAUAGUUGCUACCGGUUUGCGAAAAAAUGCCAGAGUAUUAACUAGGAGUAUUUUAAAAGAACCUAAUACAAAAGUAAGACAAAAUGUUUUAGGAGCACUUACUGAAUUAUUAAUCGGUGCUAGACCUUUCUUAAUACAUGCCGAAGAUGUUCAACCAACUUCGUUUAUAACUUUUUUCGGUACGGUUUAUCUAAUGGUCAAUGAAUUGCAUUUUACUUUAUCAUUAGCUUUAAAUACUGAAAAGAAUGCAGUUGUUUUGACACAUCUAUUAAAGUGCAUCACAGUGCUUAUCCAAGGUACGCCGUAUGCUAAAUUAAAACCCGGACUUCCAACUAAGUUAAUUCGCAACUGUAGAUCAUACAUAAAACAUAAAGAUCCUACUGUAAAGGUAGCAGCAUUUUCAGUUUUUGAAGCACUCGCUUGGAAUGAUCCUAUUACUCCAGAAAUAUUAGCAAUUCUAUCUAAACAAUCUAACGUCAAUCCUGAACCAGAAACAAAUGCAAGUUCAACUAAUGAUCUAACGGAUCAAGAAGAAGAAAUAGAUAUCGAAGAUUUAAAUGAUAGUAUAAUUGAAAGUACUGAUGAAGAUAAACAUUCUAAAGAAGAAGGCAUUAGUUCUUUACUUCAAGUAUGCUUGACUAAUAUAUCAAACAAGAAUACGGGUAUUCCUGUCCAACUUCAAUCUUUGAAAGUAGUUGCCGCAUUAGCGUUUAAUGCUAGCAAUCUUAUAUUUCCUUAUUUGGAAAGAGUUACCAAUACUUUAAUUUCUGUAUUAGGAGAUUCAGAAAUACAAAUAAUAUUACAUUCUUGUCGAGCACUUGAGUUAAUAGCUGAUUGUUUAGCGAAUACAGAUUCAAGUCAUAAUUCUUUAUUAUUUUGGAAUAUUGUAUUCGAACCUAUGACGUUAUUAGUUCAACAUGAAGAAACUAUAGUAAGAGAAGGUGCCUGUGACUGUUUAGGUGCUAUUGGUUCUAACGUGGUCACUCAAUUAACGCGUCAACAAAAAAUAUUACUUAUAACAAUAUUACUAGGAACAAUUCAUGAUGAAGAAAAUGCUGUUAGAGCAGCAGGUUUAAGAGCACUAGGAAUGUUAAUAGGACUUCCUCCUUUUGAAGAAGACACAGGAUUUUUAAUGGAUUUAGCUGAUGUCGCUUGCAUUGGUUUAAAUGAUCAAAAUCUUGGCGUACGCAUUAAAGCAUCAUGGGCAUUAGCUAAUUUAUGCGAUUGCAUUUCUAGAAGACAAUGUAACGAAGAUAUGGAGCCUAUUUUAUUCGACAUUUUAUUACCAAAAAUUUAUCAAGCGACCAUUACAGCUACUAAAGAUAGUGCUAAAGUUAAAUGCAAUGCUGUCAGAGCUUUAGGAAUUAUUUUGUAUAUUUGUCCGGAUAGAGAAAUAUUAAAAGAUACGUCUUCGGGAUUGGAAGCUUUAAUUAAUUGUGCUGUAUUAGGAAAUGAUAUGAAAGUCAGAUGGAACUCUUGCAGAGCAAUAGGAUUAGUUAUUUCCCAAAAUCCAGAUUAUAUUCUACCAUCGUCUUGGCAAGAACAAGUAUUUCCAGCAUUGUGCAAUUUAAUAUGUCAUAGUCCAAAUUUUAAAGUUCGUACAAAUGCUGCAUGGGCUUUAUAUUCGUGUAAUACUUAUGGUAAAUACACUCCAACGUUAUGGAAAAGUAUAGUUUUAGCUUUUGAAAAUUGUCAACACGUGCCAAGUUAUGUCGAAUAUUCUCAUCGUGAUACACUCGUUCAACAGUUGUGCCUUACACUAAGUCAUAUAGCUGCUCAUACAAAGGUAACUGAAUUGCAAAACGUUUGGGUAGAAAUUGGUGAUCAUAUCGAAAGUAUUUCCAACUAUAUUAAAAAGUUUCAGGAAAACAUAUUGCCAGAGAAAGUUGGUAAUAUAAUAGAAGCUAAAGCGCAUUUAGAAAAGUGUGUUAAAACUGCCAAAUCAUUGCAAGAGCAACAAAUAGCCAGUACUUUAGCCAAUUUAUUUGAUAGAACAAGUCUUUACGAUAAUCUAGAUAGUUUAAGUAUAAUGUAAAAAAAAGUAUCAUCGACGC
Messenger RNA from Polistes dominula (European paper wasp), 3227 nucleotides. RefSeq names its product HEAT repeat-containing protein 6. The record is from RefSeq and is a predicted model, not a curated record. Gene Ontology annotation, molecular function: protein binding. Lineage: Eukaryota; Metazoa; Arthropoda; Insecta; Hymenoptera; Vespidae.